UGAUGUUACCAGAGAACACAUUGAAUUUCUGCUGAAGCAAGGCCAUACAAUUUCAAAAACUGCUGAAAUACUGGGAUGCUCCUCAUCAUUUUUGUACAAGAAGUCAAAGUUGUUGGGUAUCCCUUUUAGAAGUAUGCUGUCUGCAAUAGAUGAUGGUGAACUAGAACAACAUGUGAGGCAACUUCAGAGCCAAUAUCCUAAUUCUGGAAAUGAGAUGAUAAGAGCCCUGUUGCGUGCACAGGGUGUGCUUGUUACACGGUCCAGGGUGCGUGAGAUGUUGACACGGGUCAAUCCUACUGCUGCUGCAAGGAGAUGGAGCCAGACAGUUGCAAGACGUGUUUACCAUGUACCUUACCCCAAUAGUUUGUGGCACAUUGAUGGGAACAUGCGUCUCAUAAGAUGGGGUUUUGUGAUUCAUGGUGCAAUUGAUGGAUACUCCCGUCUGAUUACUUACCUCAACUGCAGCACAGACAAUCGUGCCACAACAGUGCUUUCUCAGUUUUUGAAAGCAACAUGCCUCUAUGCCCUACCAUCAAGAGUCAGAUCUGACCAUGGUGGUGAAAACAUCCUUGUGGCUUUAUUCAUGCAUCUAGUUCAAGGACUUGAACACAGAGGAUUCAUAACCGGACGAUCAGUUCACAAUCAGAGAAUUGAACGCCUUUGGCGUGAUGUAUUUUUGCAUGUGUUGCAGCACUUUUACCUUAUGUUCUACUCCUUAGAGGAUUCAGAGGUUCUAAACCCAGAUGAUGAUGUCCACAGACUUUCACUGCAUAUUGUUUAUCUUCCUGAGAUUCAAAAAAGACUGGAGCAGUUUAGACAGGCCUGUAACCUCCAUCCGUUGCAAACAGAAAAUAAUCACACACCAUCUCAACUCUGGACAGAGGGCAUGCUCAAAAACAUUGCAACAGACAGCACAGCUGUCAACAAUGUCUUUGGGGAAAAUCCCUACAGCGACCAAAACAUUGAUGCCAUCCUAGCACAGUAUGGAAUUCAAACACUGCCUACACUUGAUGAGGAAGAGUUCCCAGCUGUUAAUGUAGAGCCACCUCAACUCAUCCUCACUCAGCAACAACAGACAUCUGUACACAAUGCAAUCCAACACCUUUCUGAUCUAAAGUUAAAAUAUCAGGCUUGCUGUACUGCUAUUAUCCGUAUUUUGCAAACACAGGUAUAGUCCAAUUCCAAGCCCAGAGACAAAAGUUAAUUGGCUGCAUCUAUUAUCCAGGACUGAAAGACAUU
This is a messenger RNA of Carassius gibelio (silver crucian carp), 1239 nucleotides long. RefSeq lists its product as uncharacterized. The record is from RefSeq and is a predicted model, not a curated record. Bases 134 to 1174 code for a protein of 346 amino acids. Lineage: Eukaryota; Metazoa; Chordata; Actinopteri; Cypriniformes; Cyprinidae. Gene Ontology annotation, biological process: DNA integration. The transcript has 3 exons. Gene Ontology annotation, molecular function: nucleic acid binding.